AUACAUAUAUAUCAAAGUUUUGUGAAUUUUGACAACAUAACCACAACGAAAUUAAAUGGUUUUUGUAUUAUUCAAGAAAAUGUAGUGAGUUUAAAGAACGCGUAACGUGGUUUUAUAUCUUUAUAUCUUUAAAAUAUUUAUUACACGAUUGUAAGCAGCUAAUUUUAUAUUCAAUAAAUCCGGUGUUGUUAUAGGUUAUUAGGAUCCAAUUAAAGUGCUAAGCAGUAGAAGCAUGAAGCUGCUCUUAGUUUUAUUAUGUUUAUUAUCAAUCUGUGAUUUUAAUUUGCUUACUGCUGCUGGAACUAGAAAUAAAAAGGCUAAAUCUGUUACAACUUUACUAAAUACUAAAUGGAGAGCUACCCCCUUAGCUCUAGAGGCUGCAGAAUAUUUAGCAGACGAAAAUAUAGACCUCUAUUGGAGUUUUAUAGAUGGUAUAAGUAAUUUAAAACCUGCUCUUUAUGAAAUAGGAAAUGAAAAACAACAAUAUGAUAAGGUAACUGAAAUCAUAUCCAAGCUUGUCUCCAGUUCUCAAGAGAUGUUACUUAAAUUUGGAUUGUCACUUCAUAUUUAUUCCCCAAAAGUUGAAAUGUUUGAUCAGAUUGCAAAAGAGCAAGAUCUUCCCUCCUGCCCCAUAGUAGUGGAUGUUGCUGGGAAAUUUUUAUGUAAUUUGGAUGAAAUUGAAAGAAGAAUAGAAGAUUUACAAUUGGAAUCUGGCUCUGUGAAAAAUCCUGGCUUUUAUAGGAUAGAUCAUCAUUAUCCUGGAUCUGAAAAUAAGAGUGUACUUGCCAUUUUAUAUGGUGAGUUAGGAACAAAAGCAUUUCCACCAUUCCAUGAAAAAUUAAAGAAUUUAGCUCUUGAUGGUAAAAUUGAUUACAUUUUAAGACACUAUAUCGAGAAAAGAGCAGAUAAGCAAUUAAGAUUGUCUGGAUAUGGUGUUGAAUUGCAAAUGAAAUCUACAGAAUACAAAGUGCAAGAUGAUGCACAGCUUCAUGACAGCAAUGAAGCUCAAGAAGGUGAAGAUGAAGAAGAUGCAGAAGUUGAGGGAUUUAAUUUUGCAAUAUUAAAGAAAUUAUUUCCUGAUGUGAAGAAGGAUUUGGAUAAAUUUAAACAACAUUUAGAGGAAUCUUCUAGUGAAAUGGCUCCUUUGAAAGUUUGGCAAUUUCAAGAACUAAGUUUGCAAGCAGCUGAAAGAAUAAUGAGCUCACCAAAAGAUGAAGUAUUAAACAUUUUUACCCAUGUUUCCCAAAACUUUCCUGUAUUGGCAAAAUCUUUAGUGAAAACUGUCGUAAAACCAGAACUUAAAUCAGAAAUUUUAAAAAAUCAAGACAUGUUUGCUUCAAUUCUAAAUUUACAACCUUCCGACACUGCCCUUUUUAUUAAUGGAAUGUUCUUUGAUGUGGACUUGGUCGACAUUUAUACACUUUUGGAAGUCAUGCGUCAAGAAUUAAGAACCAUGGAAGGACUAUUUCGAUUUGGAUUUAGAAAUAAAACGUUUACUUCGUUGCUUUCGGUAGAUUUAAAUGGUCCAUCAGAAACCCAAGAUUUUGCCAUAGACGUGCGAGAUUCUGCAGUCAACUGGAUGAACGAUAUCGAGAAAGACUCUAAAUAUCGUAGGUGGCCAACGACUCUGAUGGAACUUUUGAAACCAACUUUUCCUGGAAUGCUGAGACAAAUUCGAAGGAAUUUGUUUAAUUUGGUUCUUUUAAUUGACCCAACGUCUACAGCCUUGAAGGAUUUAUUAACUCUUGUGGAAUCAUUAUUAUAUCAAUCAGCCCCUUUUAGGAUCGGUGUUGUCUUUUCUGUUACUGCAAAUCCAAGUAUUACAGGGCUAGAUGAUGCUGGUGUAGCUAUGGUAUGUGCAUACAAUUAUGUGUCUCAGGAGAAGUCGCCGCUGGAAGCCUUCACCUUUUUGUUGUCGGUUUUGAAAUCUGCGUCAGGUUCUUCGGUAACUGUAGAUGAUGUGAAAAAACAACUUGGACAACAAUUUAGUGUAGAUGUAACUGAUGUUUUGGGUGAAGAUUCUGACUAUGAUUUCGGUCGUCAGCUAUCCGAAGAUUUUCUGCAAAGGUCUGGUUUAACUCCUCUUCCCCAAGCUUUACUAAAUGGAGUACCAUUGCCGUCAUCUCAGGCUAUUUUGGACGAUUUUGAAGAAGCUAUUCUCCAGGAAGUGAUAGUUCAGACACCAAUAAUACAGAAGGCUAUUUUCAAAGGAAAACUUCUAGAUUCCGAUAACGUUCUCGAUUAUCUUAUGAGCCAACAAAAUGUUAUGCCUCGUUUAAAUCAGAGAAUACUCAAUAAGGACAGUAGUAGUUAUCUGGAUAUGACUGGAAUAGCAAAGACUACAAUGGAUGUGAAGGAUCUUCUACAAAUGUCAAAAGCUGAAAUGACUGCGACUGCUGUAGAAAAUUUGAAGUAUUUCAUUAUCCCCAAAAAAAGUGCAAAAUAUUUUUCAAUGACUUACUGGAUUGUUGGCGAUUUGGAUUGUCCUAAAGCAAGAGAUUUGCUUUUAACUGCAUUACUAAAUAUGAAAAUAAAUACUGAAAGUAGAGUUACCUUUUUGCCAAAUGUGGAUGGCAAUAAAAAUAAUUAUCUAAAUAAAUUGGUGCUGGCAGCUUUAGAAGUUCUACCACCUGAAAACGCAACUAAUUUUGUCACCGAUUUAUUAAAAGGCGACAAAAUAAAUAAAUAUUUAGAAAACGGCAAAGACAUCGAAGUUCCUGCUGAAGUUUCAUCGAGGAUAAAGUCUCAAGAACUUUCUCUUAAAAUGCUUAGAGUUUACUGUAAAAGAGUACUUAAUUUUAAAGCCGGCGAAAGAGGAGUGAUUGCUAAUGGUAGGAUUUUGGGACCCUUUGGUGAAAACGAAACAUUUAAUUCAGAUGAUUUUGCUCUUUUUGAGAGAUUUAGUUAUACGGUAUAUGGGGAAAAGAUCGAGAAAGCUUUAGAAAAUAAUGAAGAAGAAGAAAUAUCUAGUAACAAUUUUCUUCGUGCGAUAUCCAUGCUUAUCUCUCGCUCCCAAAUAAAAUCUCGAUUCGAUAUUGCAUACUCGGGGGAUGAACAUUCUGUUAUUCACUUGCCAGCUGCUAAUUCGGAAAGUCCAGCAUUUGAGAUUACAGCAGUAGUCGAUCCCGUUUCUAGAGGAGCUCAAAAGUUGGGUCCCAUUUUGCAAGUUUUACAAGAUGUUCUCAAUUGUAAUAUGAAAAUAUUUUUAAACAGUGCAGAAAAAAAUAGCGACAUGCCUUUAAAGAGCUUUUACCGGUUUGUUCUGGAGCCUGAAAUCCAGUUUGCAGAGGACGGCCAUCAGCUGCCUGGACCAAUUGCUAAAUUUUCGAACAUGCCUACAGCCCCCUUACUAACACAAAACAUUCAUGUCCCUGAUAAUUGGCUUGUAGAAGUUGUAAGAGCAGUUUACGAUUUGGAUAAUAUUCGACUCGAAAAUGUAGACAACGUUGUACACAGUGAGUAUGAGUUAGAGUUUCUUCUUGUGGAAGGUCACUGCUUUGACGCAACUACUGGAAGUGCACCAAGAGGCCUUCAGAUAACAUUGGGCACUGAAAAGAAACCAGUUAUGGUAGAUACAAUUGUUAUGGCUAAUUUGGGUUAUUUUCAAUUAAAAGCCAAUCCUGGCGCGUGGCUUCUGCGACUACGUCAAGGAAAAAGCGCUGAUAUCUACGAAAUUGUGGGACAUGAGGGUAGUGAUACUCCCCAAAAUUCAAAUGAUAUAAAAGUUCUAAUCAGUUCCUUGAGAUCAAAUGUGAUUAAAUUAAAGGUGCAAAAGAAACCUGAUAAGAUGCAUGUAGAUCUUUUGGCCAGUGACGAAGAAAAUUCAGGAAUUUGGAACUCCAUUACAAGGUAUUUUACUUCUAUUUUUGUUUGCAAUUCAAUAAAUGUACUAUUUAUGCGUUUCAGUUCUUUUUCGGGCUCUGACGACGACACUGAUGAAAAAUUAAACAUUUUUUCUGUGGCUUCUGGACAUUUGUACGAACGAUUUUUAAGAAUUAUGAUGUUAUCAGUUAUAAAACAUACGAAAAGUGCGGUCAAAUUUUGGUUUUUGAAAAACUACUUGUCACCGCAAUUAAAGGAUUUCCUACCAUACAUGGCAAAAGAAUACGGCUUCGAGUAUGAACUUGUUCAGUAUAAGUGGCCUAGAUGGUUACAUCAACAGACCGAGAAGCAAAGAACUAUUUGGGGCUAUAAGAUCCUUUUCUUGGAUGUUCUGUUUCCCUUAGACGUUAAAAAGAUAAUUUUUGUAGAUGCAGAUCAAGUUGUUCGUGCGGAUUUAAAGGAACUUCAGCAACUUGAUUUAGGCGGUGCCCCAUACGGUUAUACGCCAUUCUGUGAGUCGAGAAAAGAAAUGGAAGGUUUUCGGUUUUGGAAACACGGUUAUUGGAAGAACCAUCUGCAAGGGCGAAAAUAUCAUAUUUCAGCUCUGUACGUUGUACACUUGAAACAGUUUCGUAGAAUAGCUGCGGGAGAUAGACUUAGAGGACAGUACCAAGCUCUCAGUCAAGACCCCAACAGUCUGUCGAAUUUAGAUCAGGAUCUUCCCAAUAAUAUGAUACAUCAGGUUGCUAUUAAGUCUCUGCCUCAAGAGUGGUUGUGGUGUGAAACUUGGUGCGAUGACGAAUCAAAGGAAAAGGCAAAAACUAUCGAUUUGUGUAACAAUCCAAUGACAAAAGAAGCUAAACUUUCAGCUGCAAUGAGGAUUCUCCCAGAAUGGAAGGAAUACGACGAAGAGAUUCGACGGUUGCAGAAAAAAAUUGACUCUGGUGUUUUAGAUGCGGAUGUUGAAGAUGUUGAUGAAGGAGGCAGUCAUAAUAUUCACAGCGAAUUAUAAUGGAGAUAUUAGGUAAAAUAAAGACGUGUAAAUAUAGAUAGGUCAAUAAAUGUGAACUGUAUAUCAGAAACAACUUUCCUAUACAUUUUUCAAUAGUAUCAACAUUACCAUGAUAGAAGUACAUUUUCAAUUUUAAAAUCACUUUCAAUAAAAUCUUUCUUUAA
Agrilus planipennis (emerald ash borer) is the source of this 4998-nucleotide messenger RNA. RefSeq names its product UDP-glucose:glycoprotein glucosyltransferase. Gene Ontology annotation, cellular component: endoplasmic reticulum. The record is from RefSeq and is a predicted model, not a curated record. The transcript has 19 exons. The coding region runs from base 233 to 4834 and encodes 1533 amino acids. Gene Ontology annotation, molecular function: UDP-glucose:glycoprotein glucosyltransferase activity. NCBI's taxonomy places the organism in Eukaryota, Metazoa, Arthropoda, Insecta, Coleoptera, Buprestidae.